Molecule: messenger RNA, 1357 nt
Organism: Jatropha curcas
Lineage: Eukaryota; Viridiplantae; Streptophyta; Magnoliopsida; Malpighiales; Euphorbiaceae
Product: Ribosomal RNA processing Brix domain protein
Biological process (GO): maturation of LSU-rRNA from tricistronic rRNA transcript (SSU-rRNA, 5.8S rRNA, LSU-rRNA); ribosomal large subunit assembly
Cellular component (GO): nucleolus
Molecular function (GO): rRNA binding
Source: RefSeq, a predicted model, not a curated record
UUCUUUCUGCAUCACUUCAUUACUUUUCUCCAAGUUCUGUUUCGCUCUUUUCCUGGCCGUCGCGAGUUAGACCCUCUAAAUCUGUUUUUCUCUUCUUCUGUUCAUCAAUAAAUGAAUAAUGUUUUAAACUGAUUUAAUAUGUGUUCUUCCCAACAGCAACCAGCAGCAACCAUGAUGAAGAUAAAGACCCCAAAGAAAGGAAGAAUCAAGCGCGAGCUGGAAAAACGCGCUCCAAGACUGGUUGAAACUGGGAAGAAGACACUGAUACUCCAAGGUACAAAGACAAGCAGUGUAUUGAAUGCUGUUUUGAUGGAUUUAUAUCAUCUAAAGAGGGAGAGUGCUGUGAGAUAUACUCGCAAGAAUGAUAAUAUAAGGCCAUUUGAGAGCGGCGGCGAAACUUCUUUGGAGUUCUUUUCUACGAAAACGGACUGCAGCAUUUUUGUUUAUGGUUCCACCUCCAAGAAACGCCCUGACAAUCUGGUGCUGGGGAGAAUGUAUGAUCACCACAUAUAUGAUCUUGUAGAAGUAGGGGUUGAAAAUUUUAAAUCUAUGUCGUCAUUCACAUAUGACAAGAAACUAGCCCCACAUGUGGGUUCCAAACCUUUUAUUGCUUUUAUUGGAGAAGGAUUUGAAAGUGUAGAUGAAUUAAAACAUUUGAAGGAAGUGUUGCUUGAUCUCUUUCGGGGAGAGGUUGUAGAAAACUUGAAUCUUGCUGGUUUGGACCGGGCAUAUAUAUGUACAGCUGUAUCUUCAAAUCGGGUGGUACUUACUCACUGUGCGAUCAGGCUAAAAAAGUCUGGCACUAUUGUUCCUCGGAUCGAACUGGUAGAAGUUGGUCCUUCCAUGGAUUUGGUAGUUCGACGUCAUCGUCUUCCUAAUGAAAGCCUAAGGAAAGAAGCCAUGAAAACAGUUAAAGAUCAGCAUAAGAAGAAGAUUAAAAAUGUUAGUGCAGAUGCUAUACAAGGGAAGAUUGGAAAGAUUUAUAUUCCUGAUCAAAAGAUUGGAGAUAUGGCACUGCCCAACAAAUCAAAAGGAGUGAAGAGAGAGCGACGUGAAGCUAAGAUGAAGGAUGGGAACAAUGAAAAUGCAUCAAAAAAGCUGAAGGAAGAUUCUAAUUAAAUCGGCUUGUAGGUUGUUUCUUUACUAAUUUUCUAUCGCACUUCCUUCCGCAAAUUGUGUUUGAGGUGCUGCUCUGAUGAAAUGGAAAUCAAAAGGUAGUAUAGAUAUAAGAUGCAUGAGAUUUCUUUUUCUUUCAGUUCCUUCACUUUCUAGAUUUUUAUGUUCAUGAAAAUUUUGUAUUCACUCCGAGAAAUAUAUUAAUUUAAUGGCAAAUGCUUUAGAUUUGUAUGCUUGUGAA